Messenger RNA from Erinaceus europaeus (western European hedgehog), 933 nucleotides. It is a transcript of the gene SPCS1, whose product is annotated as signal peptidase complex subunit 1. NCBI's taxonomy places the organism in Eukaryota, Metazoa, Chordata, Mammalia, Eulipotyphla, Erinaceidae. The transcript is spliced from 4 exons. Gene Ontology annotation, cellular component: signal peptidase complex; endoplasmic reticulum membrane. The coding region runs from base 177 to 683 and encodes 168 amino acids. The record is from RefSeq and is a predicted model, not a curated record. Gene Ontology annotation, biological process: protein targeting to ER.
GCGCCGGCCAUUUCGGGGACCGGGGCCGCCGCGGCUCCCCGUAUCCGACCGCACUGACGGCGAACCCUUCGCGGGCGCGCGGGGCCGCGGGGCGGCCGCCGCCGUGCCCCCCCCACGCCCCGCGGUCGGCGCGUCGGGGCGGCCUGGCCAGCGGCGAAGGCGGCAGCCGCGCCGCCAUGGCGCGGGGCGGGGGCGGGGCCGGCCCGGGUCAGCCCGCGACAUCCGCUUCCGGGGUCGCGGCCGCCGCUCCGCCCUGCUGCGCCGGACCUUCGGGCUGCGUGCGGGACCUGCCGCCCCGACCCCCGCCGGCGCGCUCGCCGCUGCCCCUCUGGCCGCCGCCGUCCGCGCUGUGCCGCCUGCCGUCCGCGUCAGCCAUGCUGGAGCACCUGAACUCGCUGCCCACGCAGAUGGAUUACAAAGGCCAGAAGCUGGCGGAGCAGAUGUUUCAGGGGAUCAUCCUCGUCUCUGCGGUCGUGGGCUUCGCCUACGGGUACGUGGCCGAGCAGUUCGGGUGGACCGUCUACAUCGUCAUGGCCGGGUUUGCUUUCUCGUGCCUGCUAACACUUCCUCCAUGGCCCAUUUAUCGCCGGCACCCUCUCAAGUGGUUACCUGUUCAAGACUCAGCCACAGAAGACAAGAAACCAGGGGAAAGAAAAGCGAAGAGGCAUGCUAAAAAUAACUGACUGAGGUUUUCGUGACUCGGCUGUACUGCUGCACCUGUUUUUGUGUCAUGUGAAAUGCGCUAAAAGCCACCUGUGUUUUCAUGGCACAGCUGUUAGAGGUUUUGUUUGCUUUGUUUUUCUAACUAAAAAAGCUAGGUUUUAAUUUAGGCCUCUUCAUAAUAUUCCUCUUAAAUGGAGAACAGAAAACAAAUGUGCAAAAUUUCUUCCAGCUAUUAAGACAUAAUGAAUAAAUGGCAAUACUGUUAAACUA